AUGAGCGAUGACAACAUAAGACAAGUUAAAUCAAAUAAUGGUAAAGGAUUGGGAAGACACCAACUAGAGUUUACAAGAGUUGUACCUAAAUUCCUCGCGAAGUUGAAAUCAACAAACUCUGAUGCACGUGAAGUAGAGUUGGGUGACAAGUUCAAACAGUAUAUUGGAACAGACGACGACGACAACAAUGACAAUGUAGAAGACGCUCAAGAAAAGGAGGCUAUUGCAAUGGCCAUGAAAGAUAUGGAAACGUUGGAGAAGGAUGUCAAAGAAAAAAAGGAUAUCCAAGAACAACAGAAACAACAAGAAUAUGAAGCACAACGACUUAAAAGAAUAGAACAAGAUCAAUUGGAAGAAGAAAAGGCAAAAGAACAAGGUGUUCAAAGAAAGUUAGUCUUUCAAAAACCUCUCAAGAAACCUUCUGCCACUGCCUCAUCAUCAACACUCAAAGAUACAAUGUCAACGAUAAAGAAAACAAACACAAAACCAAAAGAACAAUUACAAAAGAAAUCUGCUCCAAAAAGACUAUCAUUUAAUGAUGAUGAAGAAUAA
This is a messenger RNA of Cavenderia fasciculata, 552 nucleotides long. RefSeq lists its product as uncharacterized. The record is from RefSeq and is a predicted model, not a curated record. The transcript has a single exon. Bases 1 to 552 code for a protein of 183 amino acids. Lineage: Eukaryota; Evosea; Eumycetozoa; Acytosteliales; Cavenderiaceae.